This is a messenger RNA of Monopterus albus (swamp eel), 2428 nucleotides long. It is a transcript of the gene ano3, whose product is annotated as anoctamin 3. Gene Ontology annotation, cellular component: plasma membrane. Gene Ontology annotation, molecular function: chloride channel activity; protein dimerization activity. The transcript is spliced from 21 exons. The record is from RefSeq and is a predicted model, not a curated record. NCBI's taxonomy places the organism in Eukaryota, Metazoa, Chordata, Actinopteri, Synbranchiformes, Synbranchidae. Gene Ontology annotation, biological process: chloride transmembrane transport. Bases 107 to 2386 code for a protein of 759 amino acids.
UGCGGCGCUGAGGCAGGUGUUGCUGUUGUUUGCGCAUCGCCCGUGAGAGAUGGUUUGGCAGGAUGGACACUGAGAGAACCCCAUUGCAACCCCAUUGUAGUUUCCCAUGUACACUGCAAUUUUGCUUUUCAAAAUAGAUCCUUUAUUUCGCGCUGGAAACCAAGUAAACAUCGCCAUGGUGCACCACUCGGGCUCAAUCCAGUCCUUCAAGCAGCAGAAAGCAGGCAUGCACACCAGCAUCAGCGAGAUCCUGAAGGAGAAGAACCUGAAGCCGUCUCGCCGCAGCCUGCCCUGCCUGGUCCAGAGUCAGACUCAUCCACUCAACCUCAACCACUUUCUAUCUGUAACUCUGGACCCGGAGGCCAAACCAGAAGCUGAGGGUCUGAGUCAGAGCACCAGCACCUCCUGCAGCCUCGUCCCCCCACAGAAAGCAGAGGAUGCCAAGGACCACUACACAGAAGAAUCAGAGGUUACUACGUGUGGAACAAGGGCAGAUGAGCCAUUUCUGCUUCAAAAGCCUGUUACUCGUGCUAAAUUAGAGGCCCGCACAGAUUCACUUCAGGGAAAGAAUCGCGCUGAUUCCUCUGGAUUAUUUUUCCGAGAUGGGAAAAAACGUAUUGACUACAUCCUGGUUUACAAGAAGUCUAGUCCCCAGGUGGAGAAGAGGUGCACGUUUGAGAAAAAUCUGCGUGCUGAGGGCCUGAUGCUGGAGAAGGAGCACUCUUUGACAAACAACGACAUCAUGUUUGUGAAGAUCCACGCUCCUUGGGAUGUACUUUGUAAAUAUGCAGAGCAGAUGAACAUCAGAAUGCCUUUCAGGAAAAAAUGUUACUUCACAGACUGGAAGAGCAAAACUUUGGGCAGCAGGUUGCAUCUGAGAUGCCGUCAGAUAAAAAGCUGGCUUCCCAGAAAUCCCAUGAAGCUGGACAAAGAGGCCUUGCCUGACCUGGAGGGAACAGACUGCUACACAGCCCCCUUUAGCAGAGCGCGCAUGCAUCACUUCACUAUCAACAACAGAGAAACCUUCUUCUCAAAUUCCACCAGAAACAGAAUAGUCCAUCACGUCCUGCAGCGCACAAAGUACGAAGAUGGAAAAUCAAAGAUGGGUAUCAACCGGUUAUUGGGCAACAACACAUACGAGGCUGCUUUUCCUCCACAUGAGGGUGGUUACAAGAGCCGGCACCCAAUUAAGACACAUGGUGCCCAGAACCACAGACAUCUUCUGUAUGAGCGUUGGGCCCGCUGGGGGAUAUGGUACAAAUACCAACCUCUGGACCUCAUCAGGCGAUACUUUGGUGAGAAAAUUGGUCUUUACUUUGCGUGGUUGGGCUGGUACACCGGCAUGUUGAUCCCUGCUGCCCUGGUUGGCGUUCUCGUCUUCCUCUAUGGUCUCUUUACUAUGGACUCUAGUCAAGUUAGUAAAGAGAUUUGUGAAGCCAACACUACCAUCAUGUGUCCUAUGUGUGAGGAAACCUGUGAGCCAUGGACGCUGAGUGAUAGUUGUGUCUAUGCAAAGGUUACCCAUCUGUUUGACAACGGCGGGACUGUGUUCUUUGCUAUCUUCAUGGCUAUUUGGGCAACAGUCUUCCUAGAGUUCUGGAAAAGGAGGAGGGCAGAACUGACUUACGACUGGGAUCUCAUUGACUGGGAGGAGGAAGAGGAGGAGCUGCGGCCUCAAUUUGAGGCCAAGUACUCCAGAGUGGAGAGAGUCAACCCCAUCUCUGGCAAGCCUGAGCCUUUCCAGCCCUUCUCAGACAAACUCAGCCGGCUCAUGGUGUCAGUGUCUGGAAUAUUCUUCAUGAUUUCCCUCGUUCUGACGGCCGUGUUUGCUGUGGUGGUUUUCCGUCUCAUUGUGAUGGAGAAGUUUGCUUCCUUCAACUGGAAGUUUGUGAAGAAAAACUGGCAGUUUGCCACUUCUGGCACUGGUGUCUGCAUCAACUUUAUGAUCAUCAUGUCUCUCAACGUGGUGUAUGAAAAGGUGGCCUAUCUGCUGACUAAUUUAGAGCAUCCACGGACAGAGUCUGAGUGGGAGAACAGUUUUGCUCUGAAGAUGUUUCUGUUCCAGUUUGUAAAUCUGAACAGCUCCACAUUUUACAUUGCUUUCUUUCUUGGAAGGUUUGCUGGCAGGCCUGGAAAAUACAAUAAACUCUUUAAUCGAUGGAGACUGGAGGAGAUCAUAGAUCAGUCCAAAAAGGACAUAGAAGGCCUGAAGCAGGUUGGCCAGUUCAUUCAUCACCACAUUCCCUUCCAAGAUGAUGCCCAACCUGGAUGGGUUGAGCUGAGGAUUUUCUUGAUCAACACUGUACAGGUCCUUGUCAGUUGCAUCAUAAUAGAGAAAAAAAAAACUGACUGGCAAGGAGAGAACAUAAUUAUGCCUUUUGGAUAACGCUGUUAUCCACCAAAAGGUACCUGAAUAUUUAUAAUGAAA